Molecule: messenger RNA, 1785 nt
Organism: Maylandia zebra (zebra mbuna)
Lineage: Eukaryota; Metazoa; Chordata; Actinopteri; Cichliformes; Cichlidae
Biological process (GO): regulation of transcription by RNA polymerase II
Cellular component (GO): chromatin; transcription regulator complex; PcG protein complex
Molecular function (GO): RNA polymerase II cis-regulatory region sequence-specific DNA binding; DNA-binding transcription factor activity, RNA polymerase II-specific
Source: RefSeq, a predicted model, not a curated record
CACAGGGGAAGGACGUGGCGUAUUUCCGGUACUGGCGGCAUAUCCAGAGGUAGAGUUGAAGCUGUCUAAUGGCUGCGGUGUUUCCAGCAGAUGUCCAGCAGCUUUUGGUGAUAAAAGAAGAGGUUCUCCAUGAAUGCAGUCUCAGUCUGGACCAUCAUGACUCAGAGUUUCUUCACAUAAAGGAGGAACAGGAGGAAUUCUGGAAAAGUCAAGAGGGAGAACAGCUCAGUGGGCUGGAGGACUAUAUCUCUGGGUUCCCAUUCACUGCUGUUCAUGUGAAGAGUGAAGAUGAUGAUGAGAAACCUCAGUUCUCAACGCUUCAUCAAAGCCAAACUGAAAACAGCAGAGAGACCGAGCCUCCAGCUAGCAGCUCAGCUGAACAGAUAAAAAUAGGAAACUAUUCUUCACCAGAUCCAGUCAGACACCCCCAUCCAGAUACUCCUUUACAAUCACGUACUGAUGGAGAGGCCUCAGAGUUUGAAAAGACUGAAGUCAGUGAGGACGAUGAUUGGCAGGAACCUUUGUCAGAUUGUGGACCUGAAGCUGAUGAAAGCAACAGCUGGCUGAAUGACAGCACAUUAACUGAGUCAGGUGUAAAAAAUGAUGUGAGAUGUAACGCUGCAAAAAAGUUUCUAAGCUGCUCUGAGAGUGGAGAACAGUUUGUCUGCAAGCAGUCUCUUCAGAAACACGUGACAUGUCAUUCAGAAAAAAGGUCUUCCAACUGUUUGGAUAAUAAGAAAAUUUGUAGAGUGGAGCAAAGUGUUGAUUCUCAGGUGAAACGAUUUGGAUGUGACGAUUGUGGUAAACGAUUUAACCAAAAGAAAGAGCUUAGAAUACACAUGAGAGUCCACACGGGAGAGAGACCAUUUGGUUGUACUGAGUGUGGUAAAAGAUUUAGAUAUCAAGGAAAUCUGAAGAUGCACACAAAAGUUCACGCAGAUGAAAAACCAUUCGGGUGUGAUGAUUGUGGACAAAGGUUUAGCCGAAAGACAAAUCUUACCAGACACAUGAGAGUCCACACGGGGGAGAAACCAUUUGGCUGUGAUGAAUGUGGACAAAGAUUUAACCAUAAGGCAAACCUUAAACUACACAUAAGAGUACACACAGGGGAGAAGCCCUUUAGUUGUGAAGACUGUGGACAGAGGUUUUACCACAAGACUGAUCUUAAGAGACACAUGAGAAUUCACACAGAGGAGAAACCAUUUGUCUGUGAUCACUGUGGUAAACCGUUCAGAUAUCGAUGUAAUCUGAGGAGGCACAUGUCAGUUCACUCAGGAGAGAAACGGUUUGUUUGCAGCGUUUGUGGUAACACGUUCAACCGGGAGGGAAAUCUAAAGAUACACAUGAGAGUCCACACUGGAGAAAAACCAUUUGACUGCGAAUUUUGUGGUAAAAGUUACAGACAUCAGUACAGUUUUAAAACACACAUGAAAAUCCACGUAGUGUAGAAACUGCACUGUUGCACUUCAUUAAAACAACACAUUUCCUAAUAUAUUUAGUAUAUUCUAUUUAAAAUAUUUUAUUCUUUAUUUAAAAAAGAUAACAUUUGAUCAGUGUACGUUGAUCUGUGUCACGAAUACAACCCAGGAGUACGAAUGCUGCAUGUUAGUUAGCAUUAAAGGUAGAGGCACUGACAGUCAAAGAUGGUGUGGAUUUAAAGAAGAAAUGAGGUGUGUAACAGUCAACUGUUUUUAAUGUGCUUUUUUACUGUUUUGUGUACAAUGUGCAUAUUCAACACCUGCAUUAAUUUAAAAUGUACAGUAUUAUACUGAUGUCCAGAACUUC